Molecule: messenger RNA, 851 nt
Organism: Thalassophryne amazonica
Lineage: Eukaryota; Metazoa; Chordata; Actinopteri; Batrachoidiformes; Batrachoididae
Gene: hprt1
Product: hypoxanthine phosphoribosyltransferase 1
Exons: 9
Coding region: 36-761 (241 amino acids)
Biological process (GO): IMP salvage; purine ribonucleoside salvage; hypoxanthine metabolic process
Molecular function (GO): hypoxanthine phosphoribosyltransferase activity; magnesium ion binding
Source: RefSeq, a predicted model, not a curated record
CGGAAACAGCGAGAAGCGUCUUGGCAGCCGUUUCCAUGUGUGGCCCGUCACGUACAGUUUGGAGUAGGAAUUUGAGCAACUGUUUUGUUUUCCUCGACACGCUUAUGGCGAUGCCCGGCUCCUGUGUGGUGAUCAGUGAUGAUGAGCAAGGGUAUGACUUGGAUCUUUUCUGCAUACCGAAACACUAUGCAGAGGACUUGGAGAGAGUCUACAUCCCACAUGGACUCAUCUUAGACAGGACAGAAAGAUUGGCCAGAGAAAUCAUGAAGGAAAUGGGCGGGCACCAUAUUGUGGCUCUUUGCGUGCUCAAAGGUGGUUACAAGUUCUUUGCUGACCUGCUGGACUACAUCAAGGCGUUGAACAGGAACAGUGACCGCUCCAUCCCGAUGACAGUGGACUUUAUCCGACUCAAGAGCUACUGUAACGAUCAGUCAACAGGUGAAAUCAAAGUAAUUGGUGGAGAUGACCUGUCUACACUAACAGGCAAGAAUGUCUUGAUUGUGGAGGAUAUUAUCGACACAGGGAAGACGAUGAAAACGUUACUGCAACUUCUCAAACAGUACAAUCCCAAAAUGGUUAAAGUAGCAAGUUUGCUGGUGAAGAGAACACCAAGAAGCGUAGGCUACAGACCAGACUUUGUAGGAUUUGAAGUGCCUGACAAAUUUGUGGUGGGAUACGCACUAGAUUACAAUGAGUACUUCAGAGAUCUAAAUCAUAUCUGCGUUAUUAGUGAAACAGGGAAGGAGAAGUACAAGGCAUGAAGAACUCUUCAUUACAUUAUUGUACGCUCCAAUUUAUAUUUUGUUACUUCACAUUUGUGUUGUGAACUGAACAAAGAUGAAUUUCAACCU